AUGCGCAUUCUACGGCAGCAACUACGAAAACAAAUACGGGCCGGAGUGUCGCGUAGGCGUGAAUUUCGAGAUCGAAAGGCCGUGUUUGGAGAUCGGUAUCGACCCGGGAAAUCACCAAAAAUCGAGCCGAAGAAGCACUUUUACCCCAGUGUUCAUAUUUUUAUUCUCGACGCGGCGGGACGGUUUCCGGCUUUUAGGCAACUCAACCAAACGAUCAGCUACAUGAAAAACGAGAUGCAAGCCGUGGAUUUUACGGCAUUUGCCAGAGGAGGGCCGAAUAGUCGCUCGAAUGUGUUUGGGUCAUUCAUGGGCGACUGGGAAUACGAGAUUGAUCGAUCGAUGUAUGGAGGUUCAACGCUGCCGAUUACAAUCACUGACGAUCUAUGCGCGAAAGGGCUGGAUGAACGCCCGUAUAUACAGUAUGAAUAUGAGGAUGCCGGCUACCGUACGAUGUUUGCACAGGACUAUUUCCUGGUGCUAUGGGGCUACGUGGAAUGCGCGGGAAUUGCCGCCCAGCUGGCCACGCAUUACAUGAGGCCCUUCCAACUGCUAACAAUCAAAGAAUGGGACGUCUGGAAUCCGGAGCCACUCGAAAAAGUCGGGUACCAAUACCGGGACGAUGCUCUGCUGUCAGCCCACCUCAGGAAUUGGUCACAAUGCGGUUCAAACUUUCAGCAUGUCGUCGAUUACACAUCGAAAUUUAUGAAGUCUUAUCCGGACCAACCAAAAAUGUCGAUCAGCUGGACGGCCGAGGCGCACGACUCGGAGACGGGGCACCGCAAUUCGGAUAAGUACUACCUGGAGAUGCUGAGAACCAAUAAGAAACAACUCGACGACGCGAUCUUGAUCGUGAUGGGUGACCACGGGCAGCGAUUUGGACCGGUAGCCAGCACCGACCAGGGAAAAUUCGAGAUGAACAACCCGCUGCUCCUCAUUUCAUUGCCUAAGCGAUUGAGGGACUCAAAAGUGGCGAAAAUGCUACAGAAAAACAAGGACGAGCUGAUGAGCCACCAUGAUUUGCAUGCCACAUUCAUUGACAUUAUUAGGCACCAAGCCCCGGCCGAUUUUGGAGAAACCGAUUUCCGGAAAAUUGAAGGGAGCAUCGGAAAUUCUCUACUACGUGAACUCGACCCAAAUUCCCCAAGGUCCUGCAAAUACCAGCCGAUUCCGUCGCAGUACUGCAUUUGUGACUACGGCCAGUACGAAGCGUUGAAUCGAAAUGACACGAUGUGGACGGUGUUGCCGAAAAUGAUCGAAAACGACGCGGCCGAAUAUUUGAAUCAGCAUGAGCUCGUUGAGUUGUGUGACGAGAUUACGGUAGCAAAUGUCACAUCAAUCUCAACCCGUAAUAACGGCGGUAACGCCACCUAUUAUAAUGUGGAAUUUUUCACGACAAAUGCUGCUCAAUUUCAGGUGUCCUACACCUCAACAGACGGGAAUAUCCAAAUGGCGCCGGUUGACUUUAUGAGAUUAAACAAAUAUGGCAGCGCAGCAUCUUGCCUUCCCUCCCGCUUGGCCAUGUACAAACCCGUGUGCUACUGUCGGAAGCAG
Mesorhabditis spiculigera is the source of this 1551-nucleotide messenger RNA. Lineage: Eukaryota; Metazoa; Nematoda; Chromadorea; Rhabditida; Rhabditidae. The record is from the annotation of a GenBank genome assembly.